CCUACCUAUGUAUCCAUCCACGUAAGUUAAGGUCUAUGCUAACAAGGGCUGAUCUUAACCACUAGCAAAUAUCAUCCAGCUCUUAUGUUUCUUAUGUUGGACAUUUUCCCACAAAAUAUCUUCUUUAGAAAGGCAAUCCAGAGCCGCGAUAAUCUUGUCGAGAGCUUCGCAAAUUAUUAUGAAGACGGCAGCUAUAAGCAAGGAUCCGCUUAUAUCCAACAGUUCACCAAACACUGCAUUGACCAGAAGAUACCUGAAAUCGAUAUUCCACGCCUACUGUUAGGCACUGUUUUCAAUAACGUCGCCAACACCUCUUCCUCUGCAUCUUGGGUGAUUUAUCACAUCUUCAGCGACCCAGUCGUCUUGCAAGAGUGCCGCGAUGAAGUAAAGCAAGCUGUCCGGGAUGACCCGGACGGGACCUCCACAAUUCGUCUCAGCUUCGUUCUAAACUCAUGUCCGAUCCUUCUUUCCACCUACCACGAGGUUUUCCGCUAUCACGGCAUGGCUAACUCGGUGCCCGUCGUCUCAGAGGACCAUGUACUGGACAAUAGGUACUUACUUAAGAAAGGUGGUCUUGUUAUGCUGUCCGCCAGAGUUCAGCACAAAAACCCGGCUGUUUGGGGAGAGAAUAUGAAGGAGUUCUACCACAAGCAUUUCAUGAAGCAGCAAAAUGGUGGUAAACGCAUCAACGCCGUCGCCUUCCGUGGAUUUGGCGGGGGUACGACGCUUUGCCCUGGACGUCACUUUGCCACAAGCAAGAUCUUACUACUGACUACCUACCCUGUUGCUACUUCGUUUUGAUAUCCAACCGGCUAAUAGGAUGCCUUGGGUGCUCCCGUCGACCGCCAAGUCAUCACAAGCAGUGGCCAUGGAACAGCCCGACGAGGACAUCAGUAAUAAAUUCAUACCCCGUCCUGAGGCGAGCGGUCGAACGUGGCGCGUCGCAUUCUCGGGGCAACAGGAUGCCGAGUUACUGGCACAGAAGUAAGCGCAUCAUACCAAUAUCUAGCCAGGAUUUACUCGCAAAUCCUGUUCGGAUGGUAGGUAGCCCAAGAAAUGUCGAUGGAAUAUCUGCGCCGCUAGAUGAUUGUAAUUUAUUUAGAACCGAUUUACCAGAUACCUGUUACUAUCCCCAAAUUUGCGCUUUGUCAGCCUUAGUAUGACCAUGAUGGAUUACAUCUCCAUGAUGGAAUUUUUGGCCAAGAAACAACCCAGGCAUAGAAGUUGGAGAGUAAUACCUGUUUGUCGCGUUUAUCGAAGAC
Daldinia loculata is the source of this 1262-nucleotide messenger RNA. RefSeq names its product cytochrome P450. The record is from RefSeq and is a predicted model, not a curated record. The transcript has a single exon. Bases 85 to 801 code for a protein of 238 amino acids. Gene Ontology annotation, molecular function: iron ion binding; heme binding; monooxygenase activity. Lineage: Eukaryota; Fungi; Ascomycota; Sordariomycetes; Xylariales; Hypoxylaceae.